AUGAAAGGAGACCUAGGUCCUACACAGUUUGGAUUCGGUACUCGAGGUGGAAACGAAGCGAUGGCUCAUCCGACACGAAAAUACAUUGACGAGCAUCCGGACUCGUUAUCAAAAAUAUUCAUCAAGUUGGAUUUCAAGAACGCCUUCGAUAUGCUAGACAGAAACGUCAUGCAACAUGAAGUGAAGGAUACUUUGCCAAGUCUUCAUCCUUUUAUCAGCCAAUGCUCCUUGAGCUUUGGUGAACAUUUCAUUGGAUCUCAAACAGAGGAAGGAGAAGCUUUCACCACGCUGGUGCGAACUUUUUUCAGCAGCAAGAUGUUGACUGUUCCACGAUGUUUGAUUCGUGGAACGGACAGCGAUCGUGUCAAUCUAUUUAGGGAGCUGCAACUGUCCUUCCCCAACACCAACUACAAUGAGAACCAGACCGUGCAGUCGCUGCUGGACUACUACUUUGAGCCGGAGGAAUUGACCGAAGAUAACCAAUGCUACUGCAAGUUAUGCAGUCCAUUGACCGUCAGAGAAGAAAUAACCAAGAUCAUGGAGGCGCCGCCACGAUUGAUUUCAACUCUGAAGCUCUUCCGGUACGAUCUUUCCUCGCACCAGAGUAUCAAGAUGCAACAUUUCGUAUGUCUUGACGAGCAUCUCAUUAUCGACAGCUGGAUUUACCAGCUUCACGCGGUUGUAAUCCACUGCGGCUCAAGUGUCGAUAGCGGUCACUAUUUUAUCAUCUCCAAAGACAAUAAUGACAAGGAAAUAGAGCUGAAGAAAGAGAGGAAUAGAUAUUCAGAUGUUGACACAGACGUGAAUGAAAAGUUAUCUGAAAAUUCAUUGGCAUAUUUCAAGUGGAGUCGAGCAAUUGAUUAA
Messenger RNA from Phaedon cochleariae (mustard beetle), 864 nucleotides. The record is from the annotation of a GenBank genome assembly. Lineage: Eukaryota; Metazoa; Arthropoda; Insecta; Coleoptera; Chrysomelidae.